Messenger RNA from Cavenderia fasciculata, 1149 nucleotides. RefSeq lists its product as uncharacterized. Lineage: Eukaryota; Evosea; Eumycetozoa; Acytosteliales; Cavenderiaceae. The transcript is spliced from 2 exons. The coding region runs from base 1 to 1149 and encodes 382 amino acids. The record is from RefSeq and is a predicted model, not a curated record.
AUGACCAAAGCUCAAAUAGCUCACUCUCUUCUCAUACACUAUUAUCAUCUUUAUCAAAUUGACCCCAACAAGGAAUCGGUUAAAGAUAAAGUCUGGAAAAAGUUUGUUACACCGUACGAGGAGUGUAUCAAAGCAUUUGGAAAGGAGCAUUAUUAUUAUGGCAUCUACAUUUUCAAAGAUUGUAUCAGCAACAAGAAAGGCGAGAUCCCUGCAAUCACCAAAACAGUCAAUGACGAUGGAUUUUAUCUCAACUUGAAUACCAACAUUCCACUAAAAUACCACACAACUUUUAGCGAUAAAGUAUGGAUACAACAACAAUCAAUGACUUCCACUGAAAGAGCAAAUGAAUUAAUGUUAAUUCACAUGAAAGUUUUGGUGUCAAUCUUGAAUCAAAUCAUUCUCAAGUUUAGGGGUCCAACAAUUCCCAAACCAAGUGAUUUUGGUGACAUCCCACAUUUCAAACAUUUUGAAAACUUUAUCAAGAAGCUCAUUUCAUUGGCCAAGCUCAGCGAAGAAGAUAUCAUCAAGAUAUGUACGAUGCCAAAAGGUUGGGGUAACAUUGUUCACUGUGGUCUUACCAGUGGUAGUGUUCCAAAGGACCAUCCAAUCAUUAAUACACAAGUUAACCUUGAACUCGAUGGAAAUGAACUAUCUACUCCAUCAAAGGAAAAGUUAAAGGAGUUCCACAAUGCAUUCCAUCGUGUGGAAGCUUGUUUUCCCUCGACCACCACCGUAUCAUUCACAAGUACUCCAUUGCACAAGUUUGCCUUGUCAAAUAAUGAUGAACUAUUACCAAACCUUCAUCGUGGUAGGAGUGGUGUCGAAACCACUGAUACUUAUCAAGAGGUUUGGGAUAACCUUGAGAAUAGCCUGAAUCUAUUCUACAGUCAUAUGGGAGAUCCUAUGAAAAAGCAAUCCAUAUUCGAGUUGGACAACAAUCCCAAUCACAACCAUAAUAUGGAACAGGAUGACCACUCUUCAUCCACUUCUACUACUACUACUACAACUACUACUACGACCAGUACAAUUCAAUACCAAGAUGACUCUGAUGAUGAUGAUUUAAAUGGUGUUGAUUCAAAUGAACACUGGAUCCAAAGAAAGAAACAAAGAUUUGACCAACCUUUCCACAAGGAACAAGAAGAGGAUUAA